GAGAGAGGGGGGAGAGAGGAGAGAGAGAGAGAUGAUGGAGAUGGGGACUGGUGGGACCUCGAUUGCUCUUGGUGGAGCAGGCUCUCGUCACUGGAAGUGGAAGCUGCAAUGUCAAGCAAAGCAAACCCCCCUCUCUCUCUCUCUCACCAAGAAUCACUAUCCCUCACCCACCCCCCCAUCCCCCACAAAAAGCAGAGGAAGGAAGAAAAAGUGGGAAGGAAAGGGGAAAAAAUAUCCUCUCACACACUCCUGCUUCUUCUUCAUCAUUAUCAUUCCCUUUGAUUUUCGUUCCUAUUCUUCCCUCUCCAUCUAUCCCACUUUCACCCCAACAAACCCACUUCUCAACUUGCACAAAGCUCCAAAAUUUCCACUUUUCACAAAAAAAAGGUUUGAUUUUUGAGAAACCCUGAAGUGAAUAAAUUUAGAGAUUGAAUUUGUUGUUAUGGAUUCCUUCAAUCAAACAACCGGGUUUCGAUACAACCCGAAUUCGAAUGCAGAAGACGAUGCUGAGUUUUCUGGGAUUCUUGAAAUUUAUGUUCACCAUGCUAGGAACAUUCACAACAUUUGUAUCUAUGACAACCAAGAUGUUUAUGCCAAAUUCUCUCUCACCUAUAACCCUGAUGAGACCCUCUCAACUAGCAUCAUCAAUGGUGGUGGUAAAAACCCAGAAUUCAAUGAGAAAUUGAUCUUGAAAGUUGCCCAAUUCGACGCUGUCCUCAAAUGUGAGAUUUGGAUGCUUAGCAGGGCUAAGAAUUACAUGGAAGAUCAGCUUUUGGGCUUUGUUUUGGUCCCAAUUUCCUCAGUUGGGAAAGGAAAGCUUACUCAAGAUUAUAGUCUAUCUUCCACUGAUUUGUUUCACUCCCCCGCUGGAACCAUUAAAUUGAGUCUCUCUUUGAACACAGAUGUACCCCUCAAUCCCUCUGUCGGUUCUUUCUCUGAUUCAGCUGCCGUUUCUUCGAUAACUUCAGAAGUUGUGUUGUUGGAUCGGAAGAUGUCCGAAGCUGUUUUAGACCCAGUCGAGUAUUCAAGGAUCGAGUUUCCUGAUAUGGAUGUAGUUAGAGAGAAUCAGCAGAUGGUUUCUGAGUAUUUUGACUUGGCAGGGCGUGGCUCGGGUUUGAGGCCUGGGUUGGUUGUGCCUGGGUCGUUCCUUCAUCUUGGUGCUUCUCAUCAGCCAGUUGACUACUACGAAAUGACUACAAACUCGUCUGAGGACAACCGGGGUGGAUCCGUUUCUCCCAAUGGGAGCAUUCAGAAUUCCGGGUUCCUGAGUUCCACAAUGACAAGUUUGAGUGAUGAUAGAAACUCAGUUGAUUCAAUGGAGAAAAAGAAUCAUAUGGUUGGUGAAUUAUCAAAUUCUCCAAACGCAUCAAUUACUAUAGAAACUAAUCAAAGCCCCAGUGGUUGUCCAGACACUCCAACUUCAAAGAAGGAAAGUGUAGUCAGAGAGGAGAAAGGGCCAAAUUUUUCAGGGAAGGAAGAGGAGAGCAGCAAGGAAGGGAGUAUGGGUUCUGUCAAAUUCGGUCAAGUGUUUUCGGCGCCACUUGGAAGUAUUAAUCUUGAGGUGGAACAGUCAGCAAUGCAGCAACAGAUAGUUGACAUGUACAUGAGGAGCAUGCAACAGUUUACCGAGUCUCUGGCGAAGAUGAAGCUUCCAAUGGACCUGGAUAAACCGGAACCUGAAGACCGUGGUGUGGUGAUUCAAAACCAUAACAACAAAGUAGAAAUCGAGAAGAAGAGGAAGGAUAAUUCGAGGGUGUUCUAUGGUAGCCGGGCUUUCUUCUGACCAGUACUUGGUGCUGCAAAAUUCAGGUGAAAGUUGUUAGCCGAGUCACUGAGUUUAAUUUAUUGAAGUUUGGGCUUAUCUCACCUUCACAAAUGGUAUCUUUGAUGUAGAUUUUAAUUAUUUUAGCCUUGCUCAAUCCUUUUCAUUUGAUGACUUUAAAUAGUGACUCAUCUGUUCUAUUAACUUGAAUUAAGUAAUUGUUCCUCUGUUAA
Molecule: messenger RNA, 1995 nt
Organism: Cornus florida
Lineage: Eukaryota; Viridiplantae; Streptophyta; Magnoliopsida; Cornales; Cornaceae
Exons: 2
Coding region: 443-1783 (446 amino acids)
Source: RefSeq, a predicted model, not a curated record